Messenger RNA from Phytophthora infestans T30-4, 2709 nucleotides. RefSeq lists its product as uncharacterized. NCBI's taxonomy places the organism in Eukaryota, Oomycota, Peronosporomycetes, Peronosporales, Peronosporaceae. Gene Ontology annotation, molecular function: protein binding; zinc ion binding. The transcript is spliced from 5 exons. The coding region runs from base 1 to 2709 and encodes 902 amino acids. The record is from RefSeq and is a predicted model, not a curated record.
AUGCUGUUGUUUGGUGGGAAUCUCUCGGGCGGGAAGAGAACUAGCGCAGCAACUGAUGUAUUGACACCACAUACGGAUGCAUUGCAUCGUCUUACCAACCAUGAAUUACGGCUUCUGGAAGAGUUAGAGCGUACACGCUCCAAGUUACAAGCCGAGUGGAGGCUUAAAGUGGCUUGUCUACAGCGACAACACCCGGAUGCAGUAUCGACCGCUUUGAACAAUGCUCGCGACGGAGUUAUCCCCAGUGUCGAAGAACUCGAACAGCGCUUUCAGCUAGCAAUGGGCACAACAAGCACGAAAUUUCAGCAACGAAUGGAGUUGCAACAAGCUAUGCAUUCCAAGACGCUGAAACUCUCUCCAAAUCAACGAUCCAAGGCGUUUUUGCGACACAAAAAGGCUCAUGCAGCACCAGGUCCAACGUCAUCGAUAUCUCCAAACGCUCGAACAGCGCUGGAUAUGCUGCCAGUGUUGACAUCGACAGGAGAAACGCCAUUUGAAGUUGGAUUGGAUGCUCAAAUGGUACCAGGACAACGGCAACAAUACGUUCUUCCAGUUUUCCGACUACCUUCCGUAAAUGUGGCAAGUACAGCAAGUGCAAUGGCAGCUAAAGAGAUACAAGUAAUCAAACAAGACGUCGAUCGGAAACAAGCAAGUGAGACGCUGGGAAUGUCACUGGAGGAAAUCGAAGCCCUCGAAGCCGAGCUCAACGGACAAAGCGGCACAGAUAAUGGUGCAUUACGCAAAGAAUUGGAGUCUGCGCUACACAACGUGCAGCAUCUCACGCGGUUAGUGAAAGACGACAUUUGCUGGGCACAGAAGAUCUGUCCUGCAUCGGAGCUACGUACGACGCUCUACUUUAAACGUUGGGGGCGAGACAAAGUGGAGAAUAUAUUCCGUCGAUUACUGUACAACCUCCAAGGUCUGGCCUUGGAGCGCUGGAAACAAGCUGUCGCGUGUGAGAAGCAGCAGGAAAAGCUUCAAGCGUAUUUACUGUACAAAGGGAGUAAGAAACUCGAUGCGUUCAUAGUGAAUAAUUCGCAACGCAAAAUGCGUCAAGCGUGGACGAAGUGGUGGUCCGAUGUAGCUCACGAGAAGGCUCUGGAGCGCUCGGCACUUGAGUUGCAAGCCAUUCAAGUCAUUCAACGCUCGUACCGCGUCUAUCGUGGUCGUAUGUUUGCUUCUCUUAUGAGGAGACAGAAGAUCAUUGCAAAGCAGACAAGUGCGGCGAUUGAGAUGCAGCGGAUGUUCCGUAAAGGUAUCGCACGGAAGUUCUUAAAACUCAAGCGAAUCGACAAACAUCGUCAAGCCAUGGCAACGCGUAUCCAAGCUCUGGCACGAGGGUAUAUCGACCGAAACCGAGUCCAACAGAUGCGCGAUCAGUGGAAGAAAAACGUCGUUGCUAGUCGUCUUCAGGCCAUGUAUCGAGGACGCAAGGCUCGUCGUGAACUUGCAAUGCUUCGAAGCACCCAGCAUCUAACCAAGGCAGCGGUGAUCAUUCAACGCAGAUACCGAGGUCGUCUCGGACGUGCUGCGUUCAUUCGACGGCGUCUAGAUCGAAUGCGCGACGUUGCUGCAACGAGGAUCCAGACCAUGGGUCGAGGAUGGCGUGCUCGUAAGAAAGUAGCUAUUUUGCGUGAGGAAGAACGCAAACGACAAGCCAUUCGUCGAGCUGCAGCGAUCAAUAUUCAACGAGUAUAUCGAGGACACCGUGCUCGUCUAUCGACGGAGCUUAAGUUGAUGGCGUUGCGUGAGAGAAAUCGCAUGUAUGCUCAAGCCGCUACCAAAAUCCAGAAGAUGGUGCGCAGGCGUCAAGCUGUUAAACGUGUGGAGCGGCGUCGCGAGGAGCGAGUAGUAAGGCUCAUGCUCCAGGCCCAAAUAUGGAUAGAAUACUGGAACGAUGACGCUGCCAAGUGGUUUUACUACAACCAAGAGACUGGUGAGGCUCUGUGGGCGCCUCCUGCGACGGGAUACACAAAGGCAGAUGGCGAACUGGUGCUGCAGGACGGCAAGGUUAUUGAUCCAUCCGAAGCCGACGUCGAAAGUAUCUUGGCAACUCGGAAGGCACCUACGUUGACUAAUGGUGCAACUGGAGAGAUCGUGGGCUCUAAGGAUCAUCAGGAAGAAGAGGAAGACACCGAUGACGAGGACAAACUAUGCGUCGAAUGUGAGGAAGAAGGUGCCAGGCGACAGUGUGCUCAGUGCGAGGACGUCUUCUGCGAUGCUUGCUACGAAAAGUUGCAUCACUCGGCCAAACGUGAAAGCCACACGUGGAAAGCUAUUGGCUCUCUGCGCUGUAUCGAGUGUGAGAAAAUGCGUGCAACGCGGUGGUGCGCGGUCUGUGAAGAUCCGUACUGUUUGGGCUGCUUUACUAUUAUCCACUCGAAGGGAAAUAAGGUCAACCACCAGUGGACCGACAUGGCGACGUUCAAGAAGACACGAAAGCAGCAAAUGACUCGAGAAGAGGAGAGCGCGCAGACUUAUGACGAGUAUGUCCAGUCGAGCGAGUACCAAUACGUCACGGAGUACGCAGAGGCAGAAGCGGCUCGAGAGGCUCAAGAAGCUCAAGCUUAUGCUCAAGCAUACAGCCAGGAGAUCGCCGUACCGACUGCAACUGCGGACUAUAAUGGCUGGAUGACGCUGGUGGAUGAGACCUCGGGUCAAUCUUACUACUACAACGUCCACACAGGGGAAUCUCAGUGGGCACAAUGA